Molecule: messenger RNA, 795 nt
Organism: Lagopus leucura (white-tailed ptarmigan)
Lineage: Eukaryota; Metazoa; Chordata; Aves; Galliformes; Phasianidae
Gene: TSPAN19
Product: tetraspanin 19
Exons: 9
Coding region: 1-795 (264 amino acids)
Cellular component (GO): membrane
Source: RefSeq, a predicted model, not a curated record
AUGUUUACAGAAGAUACAAGACAGCUGCAAUUCAAAACAGAAAACAGAAGAACCAAAAUAAGAUAUAAAUUAGUAACAUGGAAAAUAACCUUUACUGUCUUCAAUGGAAUUUUCUUGGUAAAAAAAAGUUCUGGGUGUUAUGCUUUGGCAUUUGGUUUGUGGCUUUUAUUUGACAGGAAUAAUUUAUUUUGUGUAUUAUUUUCUUCAGGUGAGAACCAACUGGUGGUGUGUGUUUCUUUUAUGUUACUUGGAGUUGGAUCUCUUAUUAUUUUUACAUCAGUCAUGGAAUUCCUUGGAAAAGUUAAGAAAAUCAGAUGCCUACUAGUUACAUAUGUGUGUUUUCAAGUCCUGGUGUUUUUCACCCAGAUUGCCAUGUCAGCACUGAUAUUUUUGAAGAAAGAAGUGGUCUACCAUCAAUGGAACAACAGAAUUGAUGAAGUUAUUUCUGACUAUGGGAAUAAGAGUCUGGCUGAGAAGGAACCUGUGUGGAAUAUUCUGAAUGCUAUGCAGCAGAAUAUGAAAUGCUGUGGAAGAUACAAUGUCACACAGUGGGAAAAGAAUAAAAACAAGGAAAACCAUGCUCAGGUCCCAUGUUCGUGCACUAAAUCUAACCUGAACAAAUGGUUUUGUGAUAUCCCAAGGAAUUCAACAUAUACUGUGGGUUCUACUCUGAAUUUUAUCAAUGUUUUCUGUGUUGUUUUUUGCCUGUCUUUUCUCCUUCCUCAGGUAGUUGUGAUCACGUUAUCCAUGAAGCUAUUUAUGAACAUCAGAAGGAAUAGUAUUUGGCCAAAUUAA